AUGGAAAUCGUUCUUCUAGUAUUACCUACACAAAGGAAUGAAGGUUCCCCUGAAGACGCUCUCCUGAAGUUCUAUCAACGUAUGGCCAGCUUAGGACAUUCUGAGGGAUUUGACCCCGAGGCCUGUGCACCGAAUGAAGAAGAGACGGGACUGUGCCGCUUAACUGUUGCAGCUUUCUGUGGGGAGAGGACCAACCUGUCUGCUACAGAGGGAAGACUUGUGGUUCUUCGUCCAGUAGUGGCCGAAACAGAAGAGCUAUCGAUAAUCUAUUGGAUCAGAGAUGACGCCACUGAAAUCGCAGCCAUACGAUAUCUCAAUGAAACUGUUGACAUACAAAAUAACGGAAAUGGUGACAAAUUUGACAUCUCUCCUGAUGGUUCCUUAACUGUAAAGAAUUUCACCGUGGAAGACCAAGGUUUCUACAUUGUGGUCAUCAAGCGACUGAACCAAUCAGAUUGCACACAUAUGUACUAUGUCAACAUUUCUGAAAAAUCACCAUGUGGAGAAGCAAGAGAUGUUUCAGGAAGAGAGGAGGAAGAGAUAACCUUACCGCUUGACACGGGGGGAGUACCAAUAAAACUUAUGUACUGGUUCUCACCCAGAGGGGACCUCCUCGCCAAAACAAAACCAGGUGGAUACAUCCAAGCUCAAAGUAAUUAUGACAGGAGGCUGCAAACUCUUCAGGAUGGUUCCUUAACCAUCAUGAAAUUAUCAAUGAAAGAUCAAGGAAUCUACACGACCAAUGUGCAUAUGUAUGGUGGGAAGAGUUGUCUGCAGAUAUAUAAUGUCACCCUUUCAGGAAAAUUAUACUACCUUUCCCUAGGGGCGAGGGAGGUCAGUGCCACAGAAGGGGAAGACCUGAUUUUUCAAAUUGGUGUGAAAGAAAUCGAAGCGAUUGAUUGGCUCACACGACGAUGGAUUCGAUUUGCUGCAACUAAACAAGGGGGAAAUAUUUGCAUUUUUGACCAGAGUUAUUCUAACCGACUGUCCAGCUUAAAGGACGGCUCUCUAACCAUAAAAUCAGUAGCCAAGAGAGAUGAAGGCAUCUACAGAGCACAAAUGUUUUCACAUAAUGGGAUGAUCUUGGAGCAGCAGUUCCUGGUCAGCAUUCAAGGCCGCAUGGGCCAGUGCCUGGGCAGUGGUCACAUUACCGGCCACUGA
Molecule: messenger RNA, 1161 nt
Organism: Nanorana parkeri
Lineage: Eukaryota; Metazoa; Chordata; Amphibia; Anura; Dicroglossidae
Exons: 7
Coding region: 1-1161 (386 amino acids)
Source: RefSeq, a predicted model, not a curated record